Messenger RNA from Penicillium lagena, 570 nucleotides. RefSeq lists its product as uncharacterized. The transcript has a single exon. The record is from RefSeq and is a predicted model, not a curated record. Gene Ontology annotation, cellular component: Ino80 complex. Lineage: Eukaryota; Fungi; Ascomycota; Eurotiomycetes; Eurotiales; Aspergillaceae. The coding region runs from base 1 to 570 and encodes 189 amino acids. Gene Ontology annotation, biological process: chromatin remodeling.
AUGGCUCCUGCCACUCCAGUGAACGACGAAGCGCACCAGCGGCUCCUGAACAGUCUCGACAUUGCCCAGGUCCCACGCCCAUUCCGCAACCCAAAUUGGAAGCCGUCGCAGCGGCGCAACAAAAAUCUCAAGCAGAUCAUUUCCGAGACCACCCGGAAAGAGGCAUCAGUGAUGGCAACGCAAGCAAACUCCGGUGCCACCACGCCCUUGCCCGCCACCUCGGGGGUCACAACCAGCGGCACGCAGACGCCUGCCGAAGGCGCUGGGCGGGCCCCUAACCUGGCACAAGCUGCACAGAACCUUUCCACCCUGGUGCUGGAGAAGAAUGCUCGGGCCAUGUUCCCGACCGGACCAACCGUCACCUACACGAACAUCGAGUCGGCCCCGUCGUUAAAUCCAGCCUACCAGCGCCACUACUGCGACAUCACGGGCCUGCCAGCUCCGUAUACCGAUCCCAAGACCCGAUUGCGCUACCAUAACAAGGAGAUCUUUGGGGUGAUUCGGACCUUGGCGCAGGGCGUGCCAGACAGCUAUCUGGAAGCUCGGGGGGCGCACACUAUUUUGAAGUAG